AUGUCUUAAAUAACAAACAAUAUCUUGAUCAUUAGCAUUAUUUUAGUAUAUGCUUAGGCAUAAAUUUCUUUGAAUAUUUCUUCAGAGAAUUCUGUAGAGAAGUAUUUUAUUACAUCAACAGAAAACAUGGUUGUAAUAGGUUUUGAAGGACAAUAAGAAGUGAGAGAUUACAUAUUUUGCAGAAUAAAUGACUGCACAUGUGAGGACAUGGUUUCUAAAGGACCAAGAAGCCACCCUUAGCUUAACUCAAUUUAGUAAACCAUAAAUGUAUAAUGCAUUGAUAAAAACACAAUUACUUUUGAAAGAAAAGAGAACGGUUGCAAACCUUAUGUUUGGAACAAUAAGCCUUAAGAGGAAGAAUAAAAACCAUAUUAACCUCAAAAAAGAAUAACUUAAGCUAAUACUUACACAGAUAGUGAUAUGACAGCUUCAUUAACUGUUGGCUCAACAUUGUCAUUAAAAUGGAAAUUCAACACAGAUGACACAAUAGAAAUAUGUGUUAUCUUAAAUAAGAAAUCUUGGGUGGGAAUAGGAUUUGGCCAAGGAAUGAAUGGAGUAGACAUGUUUGCUAUUAAUAUUAUAGAUGGAGCAGCAGAACUAUUAGACUUAUACGCUACAAGUGAAAGUUAACCCCCAACAGACAGUUCUUAGGACAUUACAUUGAUUUCAUCUAGCGUUUCUGAUUCAGAAGUAAAAGCUAGGAUUAAGAGAAAAUUGAAUACUGGGGAUUCAAAGGAUGCAGUAUUGGCCAAAGGAUCCACUUAUACUUGGAGUUAUGCAACUUCUUCAUCUCUCGUAAUAGAAGAUCAUAAGAGUAAUGUAGGACAAUUUUCAAUAACUCUAAGUGAGUCAGGAUCAUAACAAACUAGUAAUGCAAAUUUAAUAUCGUUAAUUUUUGGGUUGCUGGUUCUAGGCUUAAUUAUUUGAAUUAUAAAAUAUAUUAAUUCACAUUAUUAAGUUAAAUUGCAUUAAGAAUAAAAUCAAACUUA
Molecule: messenger RNA, 989 nt
Organism: Paramecium tetraurelia
Lineage: Eukaryota; Ciliophora; Oligohymenophorea; Peniculida; Parameciidae
Exons: 3
Biological process (GO): dopamine catabolic process; norepinephrine biosynthetic process; octopamine biosynthetic process
Cellular component (GO): secretory granule membrane
Molecular function (GO): dopamine beta-monooxygenase activity; copper ion binding
Source: RefSeq, a predicted model, not a curated record